AUGUUUCCUGCCAGUCAUCGAUACGUGAUAGCCGCCCGUCCUCUAGAUCUAACAGGAUCGCUAUGGUCAGAUCAGCCGCUGGUCCGCAAGUCGCCACGCGAGGUAGUCAUCGAGACACUGGGCGAGUGCGUGCCAGUCGCAGAUUCCAAACAGAUCAAGGUUUAUAGGUCCGGCUCAUCAAUAGCAGCUGCCAUCCUGGUCGUCAUUGCAGCCACUCUAUUGGAAUCUGUUGAUCUGGGUAACAAUCUGGAAACAAAGGAGGGGAUGGAGGCUGCGCUGCGAGGUCUGGCUAAAGUAUGGGGGAAGGAGGCUGAAGUUGGGGGACCACAGACUAGCUUGUUGGAGGUGCUUGAUGCAACUGAGUGA
Molecule: messenger RNA, 366 nt
Organism: Aspergillus japonicus CBS 114.51
Lineage: Eukaryota; Fungi; Ascomycota; Eurotiomycetes; Eurotiales; Aspergillaceae
Exons: 1
Coding region: 1-366 (121 amino acids)
Source: RefSeq, a predicted model, not a curated record